UUUGCUCACCCCUACUCUACAGGACAUGAUGUUAAUGAGGUCUAUGGCCUCUUUCUUUGCCGUGGCGAUGUCAGUGUCAAAGUUUGCCUAGAAUGUGUGAACCUUCUAAGAAACGAAGUAGUCCAAAGAUGUCCAAUCCAGAAGGAGGCUAUCAUAUAUUAUGAUCUGUGCUUCCUGCGCUACUCAAACAGUAACAUCUUCUCCAGGUUCAGCCAAACGUCUUGGGUUGUCUUGUUGAAUACACAAAAUAUAGCUGUUGAUGUACAAUUUAACAAGCGAGUGAAUGAUUCUAUAUCUGAUGCUGCUAAAGAAGCUGCAAGAGCGCCAUCAGGUGAAAAAAAGUUCGCAGCCAAAAAAGUGAUUUAUACGUGGGAAGAAUCUCUAUACGUUCUUGUGCAGUGCACACCGGAUCUAUCUAAAUAUGAUUGUAAUCGGUGUCUUAACCUAACUAUCUCCUACAUAUCAGUUUGGAGUAAAAAUGCGCAAGGAGGAAGAGUCUUGUUUCCAAGCUGUAAUUCUCGAUUUGAAAUUUAUUCUUUUUACAACGAAACUGCCGUUGUUCCCCUCCCUCCACCACCACUGUCACCACCACCACUGUCCCCGCCAGUUGUUCCCCUCCCUCCAUCUCCAGGCUCAAUAGCAGAUGGAAAAGGUUCUAUUUUCUUCUUUAUCAUUCCAAAAUCCUUCUUUAUCAUUUCUUUAAUAUGA
Molecule: messenger RNA, 708 nt
Organism: Populus trichocarpa (black cottonwood)
Lineage: Eukaryota; Viridiplantae; Streptophyta; Magnoliopsida; Malpighiales; Salicaceae
Product: cysteine-rich receptor-like protein kinase 10
Exons: 1
Source: RefSeq, a predicted model, not a curated record